CAAUCCGAACAUUGGUUGUCAACAUGAAGGCAUUAAAAAUAUCUGCUGUUAUCUUCGGGUGUAUUCUCUUGUUUGCAAAUGUCAACACGACUGAUGAAGAAGGAGGCGAGACGGCGGAGAUACCUGAUGAAGAGGAAUUAGAAUCCCUUGAACCUGAUGUUCAAGAAGAAAACGAUGUUUUGGUUUUAACACAGAAGAAUUUUGAUGAUGUUGUACCAGACAAGGAUAUUAUAUUGGUAGAAUUUUAUGCCCCAUGGUGUGGACAUUGCAAGCAGCUAGCACCUCAUUAUGAGAAAGCGGCUAAAAGACUGAAAGAGAAUGAUCCUCCUGUUCUCUUAGCAAAGGUUGAUGCCACCGAAGAGUCAGAACUUGGUACUAGAUAUGAUGUUUCUGGAUAUCCAACUCUGAAAGUAUUCCGUAAAGGAGAAGCCUUCAACUAUGAAGGACCCAGAGAAGAAGAAGGUAUUGUAAAGUAUAUGAAAGAACAAGCGGAUCCAAACUGGAAACCUCCACCAGAGGCAGUAAUAACAUUGACCGAGGCAAACUUUGAUGAAAUUGUUAAUGAAGCAGAACUUAUCUUAGUUGAAUUUUAUGCACCAUGGUUUGUGGGAUGUACCGGGUCAACUAUCCAAUCAAAAUAUGAGAAGGUAUGCAAGUUUGGUAUUAUAAGUUACAUGCAGAAACAAGCUGGUGAUAGUUCAAUUAUGAUAGAUGACAAGAAAGCAUUGAAGCUUUUGAUAAGUAAUAAGGAGUCUGAUAUCAGUGUUGUAGGCUUCUUUGAAAGUAAAGAUGAUGAACUUUAUCAAACAUACCUGGAUACAGGUAACAGUCUUCGAGAUGACUUUGACUUUAUGCACACAUUUGAUAAAGAGUCUAGAGAUUACUACAAAGCAAAGCCAGGAAAUAUUGUAAUGUUUGUACCUGAGAGAUUUCAAAGCAAAUAUGAGGAAAAACGCUACGUCUGGGAUAAGUCCACUGCAACAACAGAAGAAUUGAAGGAAUUCUACAAAGAACAUCAGACCCCACUAGUUGGAGAGCGAACUACAGAUAAUCAGGAAAAAAGAUACAGCAAGAAACCAUUGGUGGUUGUCUAUUAUACUGUGGACUUCAGUUUUGACCACAGAGUUGCAACACAAAUAUGGAGAGAUAAAAUAGUUGAGGUUGCCAAGGACUUUCCAAGUCUCACUUUUGCCAUCGCAAAUGAGGAAGAUUUCGAAAAAGAGCUUCAGGAAUUGGAAUUAGCUGAUAGUGGUGCAGAAAUGAAUGCUGGCAUCUUUGCUGAGGAUGGAACAAAAUACAAGAUGAAGGCAGAUGACGAUGAAUUCGAUGAGGAAUUCAGAGAGUUUGUUGAGAAUUUUGUGGCUGGUAAACUGAAACCAGUAAUCAAAUCACAACCUGUCCCGAAGAAAAACGAUGGACCAGUGACAAUAGUGGUCGGCAAGACAUUCAACAAGAUUGUACUUGAUAAGAAGAAAGACGUUUUGAUUGAACUAUAUGCACCAUGGUGUGGCCAUUGUAAAAAUCUAGAACCUAUCUACAAAAAGUUGGGUAAAAAAUACAAGAAGGAAAAGAAUCUGGUUAUAGCAAAGAUGGAUGCCACGGCCAAUGAUGUGCCUCCAAACUACAGCGCCAGUGGCUUCCCAACGAUCUAUUUCGCACCAGCAAAUUCUAAAGAUUCACCGCUUAAAUUUGAUAAUACACGUGACCUGGCUGGGUUCACUUCAUUUUUGGAGGAAAAAUCCACAGUUUUGAAAAAAUCGAGAGUCAAGGAAGAGCUAUAACCUGCUGUUCAAUAGAAUAGCUCAUUACUCUUCAUUCCUCUUUUGUAGCUUCAUUUUAUUAUUUCCAAGUCUUCAUAGUUUUUCAUGAGCCAUAACACCAUAUUUGCUUGCACCUUAAUAAGUCCCUGAUAAAAACAUCUUGUGUCCAAAUUAAUUUUGUUAAAGCGCGGUGGUGGUCACAUGUGCGACAUUUGUGUUGAUAAACAUUGAUUUACCCACAAUCCA
This is a messenger RNA of Saccoglossus kowalevskii, 2006 nucleotides long. RefSeq names its product protein disulfide-isomerase A4-like. Gene Ontology annotation, biological process: response to endoplasmic reticulum stress; protein folding. The record is from RefSeq and is a predicted model, not a curated record. Gene Ontology annotation, cellular component: endoplasmic reticulum; cell surface. NCBI's taxonomy places the organism in Eukaryota, Metazoa, Hemichordata, Enteropneusta, Harrimaniidae. Gene Ontology annotation, molecular function: protein disulfide isomerase activity.